This is a messenger RNA of Ictalurus punctatus (channel catfish), 4506 nucleotides long. RefSeq names its product plakophilin 3b (gene pkp3b). Gene Ontology annotation, biological process: cell-cell adhesion; cell-cell junction assembly. Lineage: Eukaryota; Metazoa; Chordata; Actinopteri; Siluriformes; Ictaluridae. The transcript has 13 exons. Gene Ontology annotation, cellular component: cytoplasm; plasma membrane; adherens junction. The coding region runs from base 333 to 2660 and encodes 775 amino acids. The record is from RefSeq and is a predicted model, not a curated record. Gene Ontology annotation, molecular function: cadherin binding.
CGUCUGGGAUGUUCUGAAGUCGCUUGGGGUGGGGUUUAACGCAAAGAUCAGUAGAGUAUAAGAGUCAAUAGAGUAUAAGAGUCAAUAGAGUCAAAUCUGGCAACCUGGGCAGAAGAAAACGGAGACUACACUGUGGAACGACGACAAAGGAGUCAAGCUUAAUUCCCAAUGUAGUCCAGAACCAAUCACUAGUGUGUUUGAGUGCUCUGUUUAAGUUUAAACCACUUUUCUUCCACGGAUACGAUUUUGGAGAUUUGGGAUUUUCUCGUACUUAAAGAGACUUUUCUGGGAGACAUUGUCAUUGCCGGAUUGGACUGUGCGUUAGUUUCAGGAUGAGCACCAGUGAGGGUCUUUUUUGCUCGGCUUUGCAGCCACACACAGCCGUGAGCACAUACGCCGUACCGAAUGAUCGCGAGCUCACUGCGGACCGACAGGCGAAAGAGAAGCGCGUGCAGCAGCAGGUCCAGCAGCGGCUCGCGGAAAAAGCGUCAUCAGAAUAUAGUGGAAUAUCCAUGAAGGGGUACAACAGCCAGGGCACUGGAAUCAGCUCUAAGACACUUAUGUACAAUGGCAGCAGAAUAACAAAGCCACGUUUGCAUCAGGUUGCUGGAGAGUUCAGCUCACGCUCAGCUGUGGAAAUGGGCACACAGCGCAAGGUCAGCAUUGGCACUCCCAUGCCUGCUGUUGUGGGCAACCCAUACAGAUAUUAUGAUGACACCUACAUUGGAGGGCAUCGUAUUGGCCAGGUAAAUCAAGUGGAGCAGGAAGCAGGUUUGCAAUUAAUGCAAGGGCAGCAUUCUCCCAGUGGCAACUGGGUAACUCAGGAGGGUCUGACCUCCUCUGAGCAUCGCUCCUACUAUGGCCAUAGCCCAUUCGCCAGUGUGUCGCCUAUGAGACGCAGCCUCAGUGGUACGCUAGUGCAUGAUGGUAUUGGCAGAGGAUUGAAGGAGGCAGAUCUUGCUCAUCAGUAUUCGUCCAAAGGCCCAGCCCACCGCACCCUGAUGCGCAUGAAUAACCGACAGACGCCGCACCAGAGGAUGGGCAACAGCACUAUUCAGUGGCAGCAGGCGUCCUCUGGGGGCAGCACCAUGAUGGCCGGAGGGCAGUAUUCUAGUAUGAUGAAACGAGCAGGAUCACUGCACAGCCUGAAGAGCGUGGGCCGAGGGGUGGAUGUGUGUGACGCAUUGGCCAAUGGCAGAGACAUUUCUGGAGGAAUCCACAGCCUCGAUAUGUCAACUGCAGUCAGUUAUCUCAGCUCAACAGAUGUUGCCAUGCAAAUGCUUGGGGCCGCCUACAUUCAACAUCAGUGUUACCAUAGCAAUGAAGCCAAGGAACUGGUACUAAAUCUGAAGGGGAUCCCUGCACUGGUGCAACUAUACAGCAGUGAGAACCAGGAAGUGCAACGGUACGCUACAGGAGCCACACGCAACCUCAUCUAUGAGAACAUGGAAAACAAGAUGGCGCUGAUUGAGGCUGGUGGUAUCAACAAAUUGGUCUCUGCAUUGAAAGAGCCAGAUGAUGAACUUUGCAAGAAUGUUACAGGUAUUUUGUGGAACCUGUCGUCUAAAGACAGUUUGAAGGAGAAGUUGGCGAGGGAGAGUCUAGCCGAGCUGACCGAGCGAGUGCUGAUUCCUCUCUCAGGAGGUGGAGACUCUGGAGUUAUCCAGCAGAGCAAGUCUGAAACAGACAUAUUCUACAACACUACAGGCUGUCUUAGAAACCUGAGCUCAGUGAAUGGAAGGACCAGGCAGCAGAUGAGGGAUACUCGUUGCCUUGUGGACUCUCUCGUUGGAUACAUACAGAACUCUCUGCAGGAGGGCAAGGUUGAGGACAAGGGUGUAGAGAACUGUGUGUGUGUCCUGAGAAACCUGUCCUACCAGCUGUACUCUGAGAUCCCCACAUCAGUGCAGCAUCGUUUGGAGGGUCCAACACGAGCUCAGGACACAAAACACAGAGACGCCAUCGGCUGCUUCACUCCACAGAGCAAGAAGACGAAGGAUAAUAGGAACCACGAGCUGUCCACGUUGUCCGAGGUAGCUCGAGUACCAAAGGGGGCUGAGUGGCUUUGGCAUCCUCAGAUAGUUGGGUUGUAUAACCACGUGCUGCAAAACUGCGAGAUGAACAACACUACCCGUGAGGCUGCAGCUGGAGCCUUACAGAACAUCACAGCAGGGGAAGGCCGGUGGGCGUCGGUGUUGAGUCGUGUAGCUCUGGAACAGGAGCGGAUGCUACCUGUGAUUCUGGAUCAGUUGAGAACCCCAACCGAUGCUGAGCUGCGUUCUCUCACCGGUCUGUUGAGGAAUCUGUCUCGGCACUCCAAGGACAAGGCAGAUAUGGCUACAAAAGUGGUGAAUAUCCUGGUGCCCAAGCUGCCUAGUGAUGGGCAUCAGAAAGAGCCAUCCAAUGAUGUAGUGAUCAACAUCUGUGGCAUUCUCAAUAACCUGGUCAUGGCGAGUUCACUGGCUGCAAGAGACGUGACUUACUUUGAUGGCCUGCCCAAACUGGUUGGAAUCAAGACGUCUCAUGAUAACAGUCCAGGGAAGGUGAAGGCAGCUAAGGCCGCCUCCACAGUGCUGUGUAACAUGUUUCAGUACACCAAGCUCCAUAAAGACUACAAGAAGAAGGGGUUCACGAGACGAGACUUUACUGAUACGAUUUGAGUUAAUCAUACUUAGAAAUCCUCAACAUCUGGACCUGUGUGAAGUUUAAAAUUAACAUGAAUAACCAAGUCUUCCACCAAGCUCAACAUCCUGAAGACGUCCCUCUAAUGUUUGGACUGAGCUUGGGUGCUUUUUUCCUCUUUCCUACCAAGUAUGAUUUGCUGUGGAUUUCUGUGAAGAUGACUCUUUUUUUUUUUUUUUUUCUCUAAUGAAGUUGGAUGAAACUGGAUGGAUAUUUUGGAUUAGCACCAUUUCAUAUAAGAAAUAAUGAAUAUUGUGGACUGUUUUUGCCGACUCAAUUCAGCAGCAUGUGCGUACAUCCAUCCGUGAUCAUGAUGAAGAAACCGAUCAGGAAAAGAAUUGCUAUGUCUAGUAGCCCAUAGUGUGUUUGAAUGUGUGUGUGUUUGGAUGUUUUUAAUGCUUUUAUCUGUCAGCAGACAUGACUCACAGUAUUGAAAUAUGCUAGAUGUUUUCCCCUACUAUCUGUUAUGAACAUUUUCAAUUGUUUUGGUGCCCUCGUUAUUUUAGAAUUUUUAGAGUUGUAUUAUAAUUUUUUUUUAAACCCUGUAAAGUCAUAUUUGUUUUCUGGACAAUCAGAAAGAAGUAUUCUAGCAUUUUAAACUAGGACUGAACUGCAGUUGUGCUCCUGAGCAGUACAAGAGGCUCAUUUGGGUUGGGAUUUAAUGUUAUGCUUGUACUGUUGCUCUCCUUUGUGAAGUGAUGUACUUUUGGCCAUCCGACUAGUCACAUGAUUAACAGUUUCUUCCAAGCAUGUUGAGGUGUUUAGCGGUGCUGUAUGUGGAGUUUUGUUUUGUUUUGUUUUUUUAAAGGAUGUAGUGCCUAGUACAAACAUGCUCUUACAAAAAUUUGGACUUGGAUUUGAAACAAAAGCAAAGAUAUUAUAAAUCAAGUUUAUUUGCUUCUAAUGUUUGAUUCAUUUAGCUUUUUCUGUAUCACUUUCCAAGCUUUGCUGUUUAAGAGAUUUGAGUUUUCAUUUAUUUUUGUCGUAGAAGGAUUUCAAAUUACAGUAACAAAUCACUUUUAGUAUAGCAUCUGUAGCAGAACAGACUGACUUAAAUGCCGAAAUGAAAGUAUUACACGAGAGAUUGCAAUGGUACCUCAACAAUAUGUUUAUCUUAAGACAUUUAACCAAAAAUUUGGCGUCACGUUGCCAAUUUAAACAUUACACCUCUAUAUUUCAGACGUCUAUAAUUAACAUCAUGAUCAUCUCAUAUAAAGAUAACUGAAAAAAUGAAUCUUCACUACAUUAGUACUGGUAAUAAAAUCUUCCACUGGUAGUGUUUACUAAAAUUGUUUUAUCAUGUCUACCUUUUUCUUGUUUUAACUUUAACUUUGUCUUGCUCUCUCUGGCUUCCAUCUGUGUAUCAGGAGCACAUUGUUCCGGAUGAUGUUUUUCAAACAUGUGGGAGGAUUUAAAGGUUGACAGGAUACACAUUUCUCUCACUAGGCAGUGACCAGACAGACUGCCCUCUGCACAGUCUGUCUGUUGUAAGGGUGCAAAUGGUAAUAGCUGUAUGAAAGGGGUGUUUUGGAAAAAAACAUGGGAAAUAACAGAAGACUGAGAGAUGUAAAAGGAAAGAUCAAAAACAGAUGUCAGGAAGCUGAUGGACUUUAGCCAGAAAUGCUGACCUUGGGGUUUGGCUUGACCUUAUCUCAAAUGCUUAUUGUUGUCUUCUCACUGUGCAGUCCAUUGAGAGGGAACAAGGGACAGUGAGGGGUAGAAAAAGAAAAGGGAGCAACAAUGUGUAAAAUAUUGAGAUAAAUGAAUGUCAGUGAGCAUAAUACUAUGAAUUUUAAUUGCAAUAAACACACAUUUUUCUCAGAA